AUGGCUAGCAAUGUGCUGUACAGGAAUAGCUGGUGCCCGCAGUGUGCCGUGACUGGGCCUCUUGGGAUCAAGCCAUUGCAAGAUCAUGCUGCGGCUUUAGGCGGGCAGUGCCUCGCAGUCGAAUACAAAAAUGUCAAGUUCACAGUGAUGUGGCGCUGCAGCAAUGGCCAUGAAUGGCAGGCCACACCAAAAAAUGUCCUGCAUUCAGGGUCCUGGUGCCCCAAGUGUGCUAAAAAUGCUCCCAUCGGGUUGCAGCGUGUCCAGGAUCACGCCAUAUCCCUCGGCGGACAGUGCCUUACCACAACCUACCGGAACUCGCAUCAGAAGCUGACCUGGACUUGCAGGUUUGGUCAUAGCUGGAGUGCCUCUGCCGGCAGCGUUCUCUACAAUGGCAGCUGGUGUCCAACAUGCGCAGCAACCAUAUGGAAGACAGAGGCAGAGGUUCGGCGGAUUUUCGAAACGAUCUUCUUCCCGGCAGCAUUCGAUUCAUGUUUUCCCGAUUUCUUGGCAGGCCUGCAGCUGGACGGAUACUGCGCGGCAAUGCGGCUGGCUUUUGAGUACCAUGGAGAACAGCACUACGACGCUGAUAGCUAUUUCCAUUCCAGAGACCCCACAAGUUUCAAGAGGCAGCAGGAGAGAGAUGCAGCGAAGGUGGAACGUUGCCAACGGGCGGGUGUGCGACUGAUGGUCGUUCCAUAUUUUGUCCGCGAUAAAUGGACAUUCGUGAAGUUGGCGUUGCUACAAUGGUUUACCAUCGCACGGGUUCCACCGGAGUGGCUCGCCUUCCAGGGCAACUUUGAGCCUCCAACGAAGCCCAAAGCCCAGGUAAGCCCCCGCAUGAAGAACUCCAAGGCUGAGCGCAAGGUGGAGCUGCAGACGAUGGAUCACAUUCGGGUCUUGCACUACGAGGAUUCUCGCACACGCGGCCGCUUGGUCGUCCAGCGCUGGCGAAAAGGACACGCAGACUUGACGGUGCCCAUUGUGGAAACCAAGGGACCUGCAGACGGAUGCCCGGGAGGGCAAUGGCAAGAAG
Molecule: messenger RNA, 1033 nt
Organism: Symbiodinium pilosum
Lineage: Eukaryota; Dinophyceae; Suessiales; Symbiodiniaceae
Source: the annotation of a GenBank genome assembly